UCGAUCAUGUCCCGUGAAACAAUCUUACAAGCUGUUCUUGUGCUGGUCCUUCUGUCUUCGCAUACAGAUCACUCCCAUGGCAAGUUCAGUAUGCAGGGAUCCGCGAGCGUAACCAAUGGCUUCCUAGCCUUGACGAACGCCACUAAACAUGCUUACGGUCAAGCUUUCGAUAUGAAUCCGAUGCCUUUCAAGAACUCCUCCAACGGUACCGCAACUUCUUUCUCUGUCACCUUCUUUUUCGCCAUAGUUCCUGAACAGAAGCACAACGGCUCCCAUGGAAUGGCUUUUGUCAUAUCCCCCACCAAUGGCAUACCGGGAGCUUCUGCUGACCAGUAUCUCGGGAUCUUCAGUCCUUCCAACAAUGGCAGCAGCUCCAACCACAUCAUUGCAGUGGAGCUCGAUAUCCAUAAAGACGAAGAAUUUGGUGACAUCAAUGACAACCAUGUCGGUAUCAACAUAAAUGGCAUGAACUCUGAGGCAUAUGCUCCUGCGGGUUAUUAUGAUCACGGCGGUGAAUUCAGAAACCUUUCAUUGAUAAGUGGAGAUAUGAUGAGAGUCACAAUCGUAUAUAGCGGGACAGAGAAGCUGCUUAAUGUGACCUUAAGCCCUGCAGACAUGGCUGUUCCACCAGAGCGACCACUUUUGUCUUUUAGCCGAGAUCUUUCCCCUUACCUGUUGGAGGAGAUGUAUCUUGGCUUCACAGCCUCAACAGGGUCCAUUGGAGCAAUUCAUUAUAUGUGGAUAUGGUAUGUUUAUACACUGAUCAUGUAUCCAAACCUAGACUUUAACUAUAUACCCGUCCUCCCUCCAUAUCCGAGGAAAGCGUCUCUGAGAACAAGGAUCGUUUUGAUUAUCACCUCGACACUGUCUGUGUUUGUUGCUCUUGUUGCCUCUGUUAUCGGCUUCUACUUCUAUUCGAAGCACAAGAAGGUUAAAGAGGUUCUUGAAGAAUGGGAGAUCCAAUUCGGGCCGCAUAGGUUUGAAUACAAGGAACUCUUCAAAGCAACAAAGGGUUUCCAGGAGAAACAACUUCUCGGCAAAGGAGGUUUCGGCGAGGUAUAUAAGGGUAACCUACCGGGUUCUAAUGCUGAAAUUGCAGUGAAAAGGGUUUCUCAUGAUUCACAUCAAGGAAUGAGGGAAUUCUUGGCUGAGAUAUCGACCAUUGGCCGGCUCAGACACCCAAACUUAGUUCGACUUCUCGGUUAUUGCAGGCAUAAGGCCAAACUAUACUUAGUUUAUGACUUCAUGCCCAAUGGGAGUCUCGACAAGUUCCUAUACCGCUGUCCAGAUCACCAAAAACUCAACUGGGGUCAGCUUUUCAAGAUCAUAAAAGACGUGGCCUCCGCCCUUCACUACUUGCACCACCAAUGGAUGCAAGUCGUCAUUCAUCGAGACAUCAAGCCUGCAAAUGUCCUGAUCGACCAUGACAUGAACGCCAGGCUCGGGGAUUUCGGACUGGCCAAGUUGUCCGAACAGGGGUAUGAUCCAAUGACAACUAAUGUAUCUUGAACAUUCGGGUACAUGGCGCCCGAGUUUGUCAUAACCGGAAAAGCAACCACGAGCACAGACAUGUACGCCUUCGGGCUGUUCAUGCUGGAAGUCGCCUGCGGAAGAAGACCCAUAAAGCCACGCGAAUCACCUGACAAGAUUGUCCUCGUGGAUUGGAUAUUAGAUUGCUGGGAAAGCGGAGAUAUUCUCGAGGCCAUUGACGGAAACCUCAGUCAAGAACAAGACCGUGAACAACAACUUGUGAUGGUCCUUAAGCUUGGAAUGCUUUGUGCACACCGGGUUCCGGCAGCUAGGCCUGCCAUGUCUACUGUAAUGAAGAUCUUGGACGGCGUUACGCGUCUUCCGGACAACCUGCUCGAUCUCGUCAAGGUCGGCAGAUACGAAGGAUUGUCGGAUACAUACGACGAGGUGAUUGAUGUGGUGAAUCUUCACAACUCCUUGUGCACCUUCUCGUUAACCGAACCUUUCACAUCCCGUGGACGCUGAAAGAUUUUAAUGUAGUUGCGAGUUAAACCUUAAUGUGUUGGUCAUGUAGUUAUUCCUAGCAGUAGCAAACGAUCUGGAUCGUCGAUUGGUGCAACGGUAGAUCAGAUGGUGUGUUCCAUAUGUCUGUAAGCGAGAUUGUAAAUUCUGUCUCCUCCUCCUGUUCGGGUUUCGGUUCGGGUUUA
Tarenaya hassleriana is the source of this 2177-nucleotide messenger RNA. Its product is annotated as L-type lectin-domain containing receptor kinase V.4-like. Gene Ontology annotation, biological process: protein phosphorylation. Lineage: Eukaryota; Viridiplantae; Streptophyta; Magnoliopsida; Brassicales; Cleomaceae. Gene Ontology annotation, cellular component: plasma membrane. The record is from RefSeq and is a predicted model, not a curated record. Gene Ontology annotation, molecular function: ATP binding; protein kinase activity; carbohydrate binding.